CGCGUGCAAAGUAGUGUCCACGGGACGAAGCAGCGGGUUGUAAUGCUGUAGAUUUGGACUGGCUGGAUGUCAGCGUUCGCACUUUGACAGUUCAGGAAAAUUGCUUGCACCUUCCCAUUUUUUGGUCAUUUUUUUUUAUUUGGUGUCAGCAGGAUACAGGCAUUAUUGGAGACAAAAUGGACGAAUAGCAAUUAUAAAUGAUAUACAUGCUUACAAUUUAAUCCUACAUGCAAGGCUUUUGUAGACUAUUCUGACAGUCUCAUUUUAUCCCCGGGAUGAUUUGGCUGCGAUUUAUACAAGAAAACGCAUUUGGGAUGUUAAGUCGGAUUUGAUGAAUAACUCUUUUCAAGGACUUCUCAUCGACUUGGACUGAAGAAUCUUCUGCUUCUUGUAGUACAUCAGCUCUCUGCGUGUUCUGCGUGAGUGUAAACAUGCUCCAGUGCGCCGGGUGCGAGCGGCCCAUCCUGGACAGGUUCCUGCUGAACGUGCUGGACCGCGCGUGGCACGCCAAAUGCGUCCAGUGCUGCGACUGCAAGUGCAACUUAACGGAGAAAUGCUUCUCCAGAGAGGGCAGGCUUUACUGCAAAACAGACUUUUUUAGACGGUAUGGCACAAAGUGUGGAGGCUGCUCUCAGGUCAUCUCUCCUACUGACCUCGUCCGGAAGGCCAGAAGCAAAGUGUUUCACCUCAACUGCUUCACGUGCAUCAUAUGCAACAAGCAGCUGUCCACCGGCGAAGAGCUCUACAUCCUGGACGAGUCUAAAUUCGUUUGCAAAGAGGAUUACCUGAACAACAGCAACGGCAAAGACGCAAACCUGCUCUCCAUAACGACGUGCAGUGAGCCGAGCCUGUCUCCGGACUCUCAGGACCCGCAGGAUGAUGGGAAAGACUCGGAGGCGGGUCACCUCUCGGAUAAAGACACGUGCAGUAAUGAGAACGAUGAGCAGAGCGCAGGAGCGAAGCGACGCGGCCCGCGCACCACCAUCAAAGCCAAACAGCUCGAGACGCUCAAAGCGGCUUUCGCGGCCACGCCCAAGCCCACGAGGCACAUCCGGGAACAGCUCGCGCAGGAGACCGGCCUCAACAUGCGGGUCAUUCAGGUCUGGUUCCAGAACCGUCGCUCGAAGGAAAGACGUAUGAAGCAGCUGAGCGCACUGGGGGCGAGACGUCACGUGCUGUUCCGCAGUGCGAGGAGAAUGAGGGCGCUGGGGGAGCGAGUGGAACCCGCCGAGCUCAUGAUGCCCAAUGGCCACUUCUCUUAUUACGGAGAUUAUCAAGGAGAAUAUUACGGACCAGGAGGCAACUAUGACUACUUUCCUCCAUCCUCCCAAGCUCAAACUCCUGGUGAUCUGGGCUACGUUCCCUCCUCAGGCCCAGCUGGCACUCCGCUGGGCACCAUGGACCUUCACCAUUCUGGACAUCACCCCACUGGAGAGAGCCAGUGUUUUGGCGAGAUGGUGCCACAGCAUCCGGACGACUCCCCAAGCCCAGAGCACAGCAUCUCAGCGGAUGUGAGCGGCGCGUUCACCUCGAUCAGCUCGCUCACCGUUAACGGAUACAGCAGUCAGCUCUCUCAGCCUUCGUCAGAGAUAAGCGAAGGCACCGUGUGGUAGCCGUGAGCACUCGGGCCGAGAGACGUGGCCAAACGGACUCAGGUUUAAGACAGCCUGUAAAAAACAAACGGACCAGAUCUUAACGUCAGUUUUGAUAGAUCUAUUAUGUUAUGUAUUUAUCUAUUUAUUUGUCUAUUUAUUUAAUGUAUUUAUCUAUUUAUGGCCAAUGUAUGACUUUAAUCGGUUUGUUUACAUUUCUAUUUAUUCGUUCGGCAGACAAUUUUAUACAAAUCGCUUUUAUUACAAAUGAAGCCAGUCGGUCAGGGGAUUUGAACCACUGAACUCCUGAGUAUCCCUGGUUGACUGUAUAUGAACUGUAAACAUCAUCGACGGUUCUGUCAGUAGCACUAUUAUUUGUCCUGCCAAGAAAUUAUUUAUUUAUUUAUUUAUUUACGUACGUCCAUGAAUACAAAGAAGCCACGGUAUCUACCGCUUUGAAAUUGUUUAUUGCUAAUAAAUGGUUUAUUAUUGCUAAUAAAUCGGCUGAUUUUUAGCAUAACAUAGAUGGCGAGUGUUUGCAAAACAUGUUUGGACAUGUUCACUUCAUUCUGUAUCAGCUGCUUAUGUUGUAUUGUAUAUUUUAUCUCGGUUGAGGUGUCAUGUAAACAAAAACCCAUGUGUGCAGUGGCUUUUUUUCCCUAGGAGCUCUCUACCAAAUCUCAUGCCUUCGAAAAAGGAAACUUUAAAAACCGUUCACGAGCCCUUUAUUUGAAAAUUAAAUCUAACUUCUACAAGACAGAGUUGAGUUUUCUUGAGUUCCUGAAGUACUGAUGCCACAUCUGGAAACCAGUUUACCGCCUGGCGAAGAUGGUCUACCAGUCUGACCAGCACAGUCUGUGUUUUGGCAACUGGUAGCUGGUAAGCCCAGACUGGGUUAUUCACCUGGGAUGAAACAUCCCUUUACAUCCCUGGGAUGUAAAGAAACUUUUAUAAUAAUGAAACAAAACAUUUCUACAUAAGAAAAAUGACUACAAAAAGCCAU
Hemibagrus wyckioides is the source of this 2595-nucleotide messenger RNA. It is a transcript of the gene lhx1b, whose product is annotated as LIM homeobox 1b. Gene Ontology annotation, molecular function: DNA-binding transcription factor activity, RNA polymerase II-specific; RNA polymerase II transcription regulatory region sequence-specific DNA binding. Bases 432 to 1613 code for a protein of 393 amino acids. The record is from RefSeq and is a predicted model, not a curated record. Gene Ontology annotation, cellular component: nucleus. The transcript has 5 exons. Gene Ontology annotation, biological process: neuron differentiation; regulation of transcription by RNA polymerase II. NCBI's taxonomy places the organism in Eukaryota, Metazoa, Chordata, Actinopteri, Siluriformes, Bagridae.